GAAAGCUAUAUUUUAUAGAAUAAUUUCAUCUAAAUAAUAAGUAUAAUAAAUUUUAUUUUUUAAUGUUUUCUUUUUUUCUUUUCUAUACAAUAUAAAUAGUUAUCGAAUUUUUCUAUUUUUGAAAAAUCAUACUCUUUAAAAUUAGAAAAAAAUCCUUUUCAAAAUAAUAAUAUUAAGCACUGAUGGUUGGAGGAGCCGAGAAUGGAAAUGAAUUCUCUUCCCGCCGUAAUAGUAAUCCAUUGAGCAACCCCCGGGGGGGACGUGGAUUCUCUGAUAUCACAGUGUUUUAGGGUUCUCUAAUGGCGGAAUUUUCUUCAAAAGAGGAGCUCGUCCGGCUAAUCAAGAGGUUCGGGAGUAAUCUGAGUGUUAAACUCUCCAGUUUAUUCUCGAUAUUGUUUCAAACUCGGAAUUUCCGAUCUCUUAGUGCUGUUGCGGGUUUGGCUCUUGCUGUCAUAUUCUCAUGGAAACUGUUAAGACCACCUAGUGGACAUCGCAGAAGACAACCAAAAAGGCAAUCUUCUUCGGCAGGCAACUCUGACAUCGGCACAAGUUCAAACUCACAAUUGAUUACUUCUGCAAUUGUUUCUCCUUCAGAUGACGCAGGUGCACAGAAGCCAACUUUGGAGCAAAUUAUUAGACAGAAGCUUGGUGGUGGAAGAAAGGUAACUUGUCGUCUACUUGGAAUAAUUUUGGAGGAAAGAAGUCCAGAAGAGCUGCAGGCUGUGAAUCAAGCAACCGUAAGGUCCUCUGUCGUGGAUGUGCUUUUAGAGCUCACAAAUUAUUGUGAUCUCUAUUUGAUGGAAAGAGUUUUUGAUGAGGAAAGUGAGAGAAAGGUUAUUGUGGCUCUAGAAGAUGCUGGUGUUUUCGCAUCAGGUGGCUUGAUCAAGGAUAAGGUUCUCUUCUGUAGUACAGAAAAUGGGAGGACGUCUUUUGUUCGGCAACUGGAACCUGAUUGGCAUAUCGACUCGGAUCCUGAAAUCAUAUCCCAACUAGCGAGAUUCAUCACGUGUCAGCUUCACAUAUCUCAAGUGAAGCCUGAGAGGAUGGCCUCUAAUGUUUUCACGUCGGCAUCACUGGAGCACUUCUUUCAAUGCAACAUGACAGAGACCCACCAGAAAGUAUAUAUGUAGAAUUUGUCUUCUUCUUCUUAGAUUUUGUGUGCAUUAUUAUUAUUAUUAUUAUUCGUUCAGACGAUUUCUCCGUUUCAGCCUUCAGAUAAAAAAAGAAUGCUGGGUUUUGUUUAAUAGCUUUAUGAAUAGCAAAUCGGAUUAAUGAUAUUAACAAGAUGACUUCUUCCCA
Messenger RNA from Cucumis melo (muskmelon), 1299 nucleotides. RefSeq names its product peroxisome biogenesis protein 22-like. Lineage: Eukaryota; Viridiplantae; Streptophyta; Magnoliopsida; Cucurbitales; Cucurbitaceae. Gene Ontology annotation, biological process: peroxisome organization. The transcript is spliced from 8 exons. The record is from RefSeq and is a predicted model, not a curated record. Bases 300 to 1130 code for a protein of 276 amino acids.